Messenger RNA from Exophiala dermatitidis NIH/UT8656, 4338 nucleotides. RefSeq names its product ABC bile acid transporter. The transcript has a single exon. Gene Ontology annotation, biological process: transmembrane transport. The record is from RefSeq and is a predicted model, not a curated record. Lineage: Eukaryota; Fungi; Ascomycota; Eurotiomycetes; Chaetothyriales; Herpotrichiellaceae. The coding region runs from base 1 to 4338 and encodes 1445 amino acids. Gene Ontology annotation, cellular component: fungal-type vacuole; membrane. Gene Ontology annotation, molecular function: ATP binding; ABC-type peptide transporter activity; ATP hydrolysis activity.
AUGAGGUCCGGAUCUAACAAACGUUUCCCUUUCUGCUUUCCCUGGCCGGAGCCCUUCGUUCAGGAACCCACCGUCGGUGCUGGGACGAAGCAGACGAGCGAACCGAUAUCAUGGACAGCGGUGGCCCUUGCAAUAUUGUCGGCUGUGGGGGUUGUAAGCCAGGUCAUCAUCGCUUUGGAGAUACCGUGGCUCUACACUACUGCUUGUCUAUGGGCAGCCGCAGUAUUGUAUGUUGUGCUGUUGCGGCCCAGGACUGUAUCGGUGCCUCUGCUUCUUGACUUUGGGGCCAUUGCCAUUGUGGGAAUCGCUCCUUUUGCUUUCAACUUUCCCCUUGAUCUGUCAAGAAAGGCACGCGUGAGUAGUGGCUCAAGCGCGCUUCUGGCUGUCCUUGCUUUGCUGGUGGUAAUUAAUCAACCCCUGCGAGACCCGGAAUGCGUUUCUGCAGGUGUCAGCCGGCCUUUCACGGCGCCCAGCAACGCCUACCGAUCCCCGGAAGACAACCUCACGCUUUUUCAAUGGAUGACAGUGUCCUGGAUGAGCCCAUUGAUCAAACUCGGGACUCAAAGACAACUACAUGAUGAGGAUGUAUGGUCCCUCGGCUAUGAAUUCCAGCAUCAACAUUUGCACGAGGCAUUCCGCGAAUUGAAGGGAACUGUCAUUCGGCGCUUGUUAGCGGCGAAUUGGAUUGACCUUGUUCUGCUCACCUUUUUGGCCAUCUUGGAGCUGACCGCGAAUUAUUCUGCUCCAUUGAUUUUGCAAAAGUUGCUUCAAGCGAUGGAGGUCAUCCACUUCAACAAGCGCCCUGCCAUCACCUUUGCGCUGCUUAUGCUCGUGGUCAGACUCAUGGCAGCGCAGAGUGCGGUUUUCAGUCUAUGGUUCGGAAGACGUUGCUACGAACGAGCUCGAGGUGAAAUGAUUACCAUGCUGUACGAAAAGACGCUGAACAGAAAGAUCUUGGGCAGCUUCGACCCCCAGACCCAAGAGAAGGCCGCCGACUAUGCGAGUGACAUUAUCGCCGAUGAGCCGGAUCCGCGCGAUCUAGAUCCUUUGCCUCAGACAGAACAGCCUCUCCACAUUCAGGAUCAGGAUCCACCAACUCUUGCAGAACGAGGUCACAAAUUCCUCCAGUGGCUGCAAACACUAUACAAAUCCAAACAGAAGCCCGUCACUGAAGACAAGGCAGCGGCCUCUCUAGGAAAGAUCCUCAACUUGAUGCGCAAUGAUGUUUAUCAGGUUGCUCAGCGCUUCUGGGAGUUUCAGACACUAAUCAACAAGCCCCUCGGUCUGGUCCUCUCCAUUGUCCUCAUCUGGCGUUUACUUGGUUGGUCAUGCUUAGUGGGCGUUGCUGUCGUAUUCAUUGCGCAACUCUUGAACUACAUAUUGGCACGAGUGCUGAUCAGUUGGGAAAAGGAGCGACGAAAAGCAACAGACACGAAAUUACAGAAAAUAUCGGAAUACGUGGAAGCCAUCAGACAUUUGAGGUGGUAUGGAUGGCAUCUGAAAUGGCUUGACGAUGUGAUGACCGCUCGACAGAAAGAGCUCCGGCUGAAAAUCAUCACCUACCUGUGGAAUUGUGCCAUCAAAUUUGUCAGCUCCAUCGCCAGCGGCAUGCUUCCAGUCGCCUGUUUCUAUGCCUACACGGCUCUGGCAGGUCAACAGCUGCGAGUCGAUGUGGCGUUCCCAGCUCUACAACUAUUCGCGCUGAUGCAGACAAAUUUGCGAGAACUUCCAACCCUCAUCACCGUAAUGCUUGACGCGUCAGUGGCAGUCGGACGCAUCGAGGACUUUGUCUCGGAGCCCGACAAAGCCGAGGAGGAAAUCAGAGGUCCAACAGAAGACCGACUUGAGUUGCGGAAUGCUACGUUUGCAUGGCCAGGAGUCCCUCGCCCAGUUCUGCGGCACUUGAAUAUCGCUUUCCCUCAAGGCUUGACGGUGGUGUAUGGUCCAGUCGCAGCAGGCAAAACAGCGUUGCUCCAGGCUCUGCUAGGUGAGCUUGAUCUGCUUGAGGGCGAACUUCUAAAGCCGUACCAUGCACCUAUCGGAUAUUGUGCUCAGACACCGUGGCUUCAGAGCAUGAGUAUUCGAGAGAAUAUCCUCUUCAAUGCACCAUACCAGGAGAGUCGCUAUAAGAAAACCCUGGAAGCCUGCGCGCUUGUUCAAGAUUUGGUCAAUUUCAAAAACGGUGACCUGUCACAUAUUGGAGAGAACGGGAUCGGAUUGUCCGGCGGACAAAAAGCCAGAGUUUCUCUCGCACGAGCAGUUUACAGUCAAGCCCAGAUUCUACUUCUGGAUGAUCCCCUGAGCGCGUUGGAUCAACAAACGGCAGAAUGGAUAGUCUCGAAAUGUCUAACGGGCAGCCUGCUUCAAGGAAGAACUGUGGUCCUUGUCACUCAUCGCACCGACAUCUGUCAACAUGUGGCGACGCAGCUCGUCGAGAUAACGCAUGGCUCGGCAAUAUUGCAUCGUUCCGACGAAGAACUUGGGGCUCCUGCGUAUCCGGUGACCAGCUCCGAGGACGUCCAAGACGCACAGGUCAGCGAGGAGCAGGCAGCCGCUGUUCCCGACAAGUUCCUCGAUGAGGAGCACAGAGUGCAUGGCGGAGUGCAGCUGGCUGUGUACUGGGAGUAUAUCAAAGCAGGCAGAUUGAUCUGGUGGCUGGUGGUGGUUGUGACUGCCGCUUUGUGCCGCAUUACCUAUGUCAGUGAGAGCUGGUUCCUGAAAGAAUGGGGCGAGGCAUACAACUGGACCAUCUACCAGGUCCUAGGCUUGCAGACCGACAGCAGCAUCCAUGUUUUCCGAAACCCCAUCGCUGGCUUCUUCGACAGGUUUCCAAAUCCUGCAGUCAAUGUUCAGCCAUGGCUGAUUGGAUUCCUUGUGAUUGUGCUUCUCGAGACGCUGGCAUUGGUCCUUUCCCAGGUAUCUAUGCUUGUGGUGACUUACACUGCCGCCCGCGGAAUGUUCAGAGAAAUAAUGGACCGGAUCAGCAAUGCGACUUUCCACUUCUACGAUGUAACACCUGUGGGAAGACUCAUGAACCGUCUUACCUCUGACGUUGGCACGAUCGAUGGCAAUAUCGCCGAUCAGUUCUUGAUCGUCAUAUGGUACGGGGUCGCCUGGAUAUCUUCCAUGGUGGUCAUCGGGAGUGUCACACCAUUAUUCUUGAUUUUUGCCAUUGCUUUGACCAUCGCGUUUGUGAUGAUAUUCUUGCGUUUCAUUCCUGCAUCGCAAAGUCUGCGACGUCUCGAGAUGGUCUCGUUAAGCCCCCUCAUGUCGAAUUUUGGGGCGCUCCUAAAUGGGCUUAUGACGGUCCGAGCUUUCUGUGCCCAGCCGCAGUUCCAGCAGCGCAAUAUCCAAGUCACAGACGCAUUCCAGAAGAUGGAUCAUUUCUACUGGAGUCUGCAGGCCUGGCUGAUGUACCGCUUCGAUACGCUAUCAGCCGCCUCGACGUUCCUUUUGGCUUUGCUCGCCAUCUGCUCGAAUUUGUCGGCCGGCCUGACUGCCUUCGUCCUCGUCGCGGCGGACAAAUUCGUAGAGUCAACCCAUGCAAUCUGCAAACAAUACGGUCAGCUCCAGCUUGACUUUGUCAGUGUGGAACGGGUCGUUGAGCUGCUCCAUCUCGAAAAAGAAGAUCCCGGUUCUCUCAAGCCGCCCGCGGCCUGGCCAAGAUACGGCAGUGACAUUAUAUUCGAGAACGUCACGAUUCGGUACCAGCCUCAUCUCGAACCAGCUCUAACCAAUGUUUCUCUGCGAAUCAAAGGGGGGACAACCAAUGCGAUCAUUGGGAGGACUGGCUCGGGCAAAUCGACUUUGGCUUUGGCCUUGUUGGCGACCAUCACUCCAGAAUGCGGACGAAUCUUAGUCGAUGGCAUUGACAUUGCAAAGGUUGAAAAGCAAGCCCUGCGAAGUCGCAUCACCUUCCUGGCCCAAGACCCUAUCCUCUUUCAAGGCACGCUGCGACAUAAUCUGGAUCCUAUGGAAGAACACUCCGACUAUGCUUGUGAAAGUGUCGUGUCAAGGGUGUGCGGAAAGUAUGGGUGGACGCUAUCAACACCAAUCGACAGCGGAGGGCGCAACUUGAGCCAAGGACAGAGGCAGCUUGUGGGACUUGCUCGGGCAAUUUUGAGACGAAGUUCAAUUGUGAUCAUGGACGAGGCCACGGCCAGUAUCGACUUGGAGACUUCCAGUGAGAUCCAUCGUGUGCUGAAGGAGGAACUGCACGAAAGUACGAUCAUAACGAUUGCACAUCGCGCCGCGGCAAUGGAAAGUGCCGAUUUCUGCGUUGUUUUAUCGGCUGGCCGAGUUGCUAGUCAGGGAAAGCCAGCUGAGGUUGCGUUUUAG